Didymosphaeria variabile is the source of this 465-nucleotide messenger RNA. RefSeq lists its product as uncharacterized. Bases 1 to 465 code for a protein of 154 amino acids. Lineage: Eukaryota; Fungi; Ascomycota; Dothideomycetes; Pleosporales; Didymosphaeriaceae. Gene Ontology annotation, biological process: positive regulation of mitotic metaphase/anaphase transition. The transcript has 2 exons. Gene Ontology annotation, cellular component: anaphase-promoting complex. The record is from RefSeq and is a predicted model, not a curated record.
AUGUCUCGCGACUCCAACGCAACCUACCUCCACUUCCACGCCUCACACCACGCCGAUCUCCUCGAGGACUUCACGCAGUCUAACACCCAGCUACCCGAUGAAGAGAUCCUUGUCCCGCAUUAUCUCCAGCCGCUGAACCCCGAGGACGAAGACGACGUGGUGCCAGACCAGCACGCUGCAUUUGGCAUUCAGCGCGCGACGCAGGGCAAGAAGGAGAUACACUGGCGCGACCUAGGGCUCGACGAGAUAGCGAGAAGAGCACCCGCGGAUGGCACAACUAGCGGCACCAAUGCCGGACCGGCAGGUGCGAGCUCCAGAGCGGCAGCGCUGCAGACUCGGGACGAGCCUGUGAUGCUAGCACUGAGGAGAAGGCCUGGUGCUGGCAGUGCGAGCGCUAGUGUAGCUCUGCCUACUUCCACUGCACAGGCGAGCGCAGGGGGAGCUGGAAACGGACUACCACGAUGA